AUGUCCUCUAUUAAGAUCAAUUUCAUCACCGGAAACAAGUACAAGCUUGUCGAAGCUAGAGCAAUCCUGGGUGAUACAGUGGAGCUUUCAAAUCAACAUAUAGAGAUGCCUGAAAUCCAGGGUUCUCUUGAAGAAAUUGCGCGAGACAAGUGUCGAAAAGCAGCUAUAGCAGUCAAUGGCCCUGUCUUGAUAGAGGAUAGUGCCCUUGAAUUCAGGGCGUUCAAAGGUUUACCUGGGCCAUAUAUAAGGUGUUUCUACUCUGCUCUAGGUGAUGAUGGCCUAUGCAAACUACUCGCAGGUUUUGACGACAAAGCAGCCACGGCCGUAUGCACAUUUGCCUUCUCCACCGGCCCAGGAUCUGAGCCGCUUCUUUUCCAGGGACGUACUGAAGGCAAGAUCGUUGAUAAAAGGGGAGAAGGUGGGUUUGCUUUUGACCCUAUCUUUGAAGUUGAGGGUCAAACCUAUGCAGAAAUGACUUUUGCAUACAAGAAUACGGUUUCUGAGAGGUUCAAAGCCCUGGAGAAAUUGCAGGACUGGCUGAGAAGUACAGCAUGA
Penicillium crustosum is the source of this 555-nucleotide messenger RNA. RefSeq names its product non-canonical purine NTP pyrophosphatase. The transcript is spliced from 5 exons. NCBI's taxonomy places the organism in Eukaryota, Fungi, Ascomycota, Eurotiomycetes, Eurotiales, Aspergillaceae. Gene Ontology annotation, cellular component: cytoplasm. Bases 1 to 555 code for a protein of 184 amino acids. Gene Ontology annotation, biological process: nucleoside triphosphate catabolic process. The record is from RefSeq and is a predicted model, not a curated record. Gene Ontology annotation, molecular function: nucleoside triphosphate diphosphatase activity.